Messenger RNA from Ixodes scapularis (black-legged tick), 1306 nucleotides. RefSeq lists its product as uncharacterized. NCBI's taxonomy places the organism in Eukaryota, Metazoa, Arthropoda, Arachnida, Ixodida, Ixodidae. The record is from RefSeq and is a predicted model, not a curated record. The transcript has a single exon. Bases 238 to 1080 code for a protein of 280 amino acids.
AGCAACAGCGCUCUUAGUAACAAAGGUCAAAAUCCAUACAAGAUUGUUGCUUUGCUCCUCCCCCUCCACUUAAAAUUGUUAUCAUCUAAAGCCGAAAUAUGCGUAUAUCUUUUGUGUACUUACUGACGUCAGCUAUAUGGAUUGCAACGCCCCCUUUAGUGUAUAUAUAUAUAUAUAUAUAUAUUGCGAGUAGUGUUACACAUCACGACACGACGACUAGUACUAGUACCGACGAAGAUGCAGGACGUAAUUGCAAGGUUCCGAACUUUCGAGGGUUGCCAAAUGCAAUACCCGACACCUAGGUGUAUGGCAUUUGCCGGCUUCCGUCGCCUCCUCGGGGUAAAUUUCUGCCAAGAUUGCAACCUCGUUGUGACAGACGAAUACCUGAGACUCUCAAACUCCAACGCCUCGGCAUUGGGAAUGUGGGUGCAUCCACAUAAACUCCACGCCGCCGCAUCUCCAGACUGCAAAUUUAUCAAGACAUAUCGGGACCCACGGCUGUUUGUGGAUUUCGACCCAGUAGUCUACGAGUCACCAGUUCACCCCACCAUGUGCAACGUUAUGGACAGAAUGACGUCAUUUGGAAGGUAUUCCAAGUACUACAAAGAGUUUGCAAACGCCGGAUUCUUUAUGAGAGAAUGCGAGACAGCCGAAGGAGACGUCACCUGCUUUUAUUGCGGAAUGCAGGCGUGGAUGGGAAACUUCAACGAAGAAGACCCCUGGGUGCUUCACGCUCGGCACUCGCCGCACUGCUUCGUCCUCCGAAUGCUCAAGAGCGAGGAUUUCAUCCGAAAGACUGUGACGGACUAUAGAUUAAGUGAACGAUUCUGGGCACUGGCGCUCCCCGAGGUGAAGAGUCUCUUGAUGGAGCGAACGACUCGUUCCAAGACACUGGACUAUCUCAGAAUGUAUUGUGACCUGUCGCGGCCGGACAACGUGAGGGACUUUGUGGCUGCAAUUUCGGACAAGGGAUACUACGACUUCCGAGUGCCCGCCAGACUAUUGAAUCCUGUGGUGAUCGCUCCGCCGUGCGUCCCUCUGGUUGACGGAAGAGAAGACGUCGACGCUCCCGACGAAUAAUAACAAUAAAUCGCAAUCAAACAAAAUAUGGUCCAAGUUUCUUUUCCAAUCUGGUCCAGACUAGAAGUGGUCUGUCGACCCUUUUAAAGAGUUCUUCGAUAGAGUGGGGAUGCGAGAGAACGAAAUGUAGAAAUUUACGUUCUUCUGGAUCGGCGUACACGUAGGGGUUGGUGCGAAGGGACUCGAGUUUGUUUUUUACGCGGAGUAACCAAGCGACGCCUAUAUC